CUGGACCGUCAACGUACGAGUGACGUCACGUGCGCGCCAGUCUAAACUCUUCCUAGGGUUCUUUCUAAACUGCGGCAGCAAGUUGUCAGAUUCCCUAGUUGAAUUUGCUUUGGACAUCAGUGUGAAGAAGAACUGAUAUGCCACUUGAAUUAAUAAAGGAAGUCAAUGGGGUGCCUGAAGUUCAGCCGCUGAGUAAAUUACGUAAAGUAGAUUUCGGAUCCCUACAGCCAGGUUACAAUUAUAGCAAGAAAUAUAUUCAGGGAAAACUUUCACUUAUCUCUUCUUUAACUUAUCGUGGAAAUAAAACAGCUGUUUUGCAGAUUGGACUACAAGGACACCAUUGCAGUGGCUAGAUUUAUUGUUUUUUUAGCUUCUUCAUCUAUAGGCAAAGAUGAUAAACCUUGCAUAUUUUUGAAAGCAUUUGAAGACCUCAAAUCAACUGUUUAUGGUUCUAUGCAGGAAAAAUUUUGAAUAUCAGCUCUGAUUUUCCACUUCUAUUGGACUGACAGAAGUUUGCAUUAUUUUACAUUCUAUCUUGAGAACUGAAUAUUGCUGUGCUUCAAAUUUAAUCUGUUUAUGUCAAAUCUGUAAGAGAUUUUUCUACAGAAUCAAUGUCUUUGGUUCCAGCAACAAAUUAUAUAUAUACACCCCUGAAUCAACUUAAGGGUGGUACAAUUGUCAAUGUCUACGGUGUUGUGAAGUUCUUUAAGCCCCCAUAUCUAAGCAAAGGAACUGAUUAUUGCUCAGUUGUAACAAUUGUGGACCAGACAAAUGUAAAAUUAACUUGCCUGCUCUUUAGUGGAAACUAUGAAGCCCUUCCAAUAAUUUAUAAAAAUGGAGAUAUUGUUCGCUUUCACAGGCUGAAGAUUCAAGUAUAUAAAAAGGAGACUCAGGGUAUCACCAGCUCUGGCUUUGCAUCUUUGACGUUUGAGGGAACUUUGGGAGCCCCUAUCAUACCUCGCACUUCAAGCAAGUAUUUUAACUUCACUACUGAGGACCACAAAAUGGUAGAAACUUUACGUGUUUGGGCAUCUACUCAUAUGUCACCGUCUUGGACAUUACUAAAAUUGUGUGAUGUGCAGCCAAUGCAGUAUUUUGACCUGACUUGUCAGCUCUUGGGCAAAGCAGAAGUGGAUGGAGCAUCAUUUCUUCUAAAGGUAUGGGAUGGCACCAGGACACCAUUUCCAUCUUGGAGAGUCUUAAUACAAGACCUUGUUCUUGAAGGUGAUUUAAGUCACAUCCAUCGGCUACAAAAUCUGACAAUAGACAUUUUAGUCUACGAUAACCAUGUUCAUGUGGCAAGAUCUCUGAAGGUUGGAAGCUUUCUUAGAAUCUAUAGCCUUCAUACCAAACUUCAAUCAAUGAAUUCGGAGAAUCAGACAAUGUUAAGUUUAGAGUUUCAUCUUCAUGGAGGUACCAGUUAUGGUCGGGGAAUCAGGGUCUUGCCAGAAACUAACUCUGAUGUGGAUCAACUGAAAAAGGAUUUAGAAUCUGCAAAUUUGACAGCCAAUCAGCAUUCAGAUGUUAUCUGUCAAUCAGAACCUGAUGACAGCUUUCCAAGCUCUGGAUCAGUAUCAUUGUAUGAGGUAGAAAGAUGUCAACAGCUAUCUGCUACAAUACUUACAGAUCAUCAAUAUUUGGAGAGGACACCACUGUGUGCCAUUUUGAAACAAAAAGCUCCUCAACAAUAUCGCAUCCGAGCAAAAUUGAGGUCAUAUAAGCCCAGAAGACUAUUUCAGUCUGUUAAACUUCAUUGCCCUAAAUGUCAUUUACUGCAAGAAGUUCCACGUGAGGGUGAUUUGGAUAUAAUUUUGCAGGAUGGUGCAACUAAAACCCCAGAUGUCAAGCUUCAAAAUACAGCAUUAUACGAUUCAAAAAUCUGGACCACUAAAAAUCAGAAAGGACGAAAAGUAGCAGUUCAUUUUGUGAAAAAUAAUGGUAUUCUCCCACUUUCAAAUGAAUGUCUACUUUUGAUAGAAGGAGGUACACUCAGUGAAAUUUGCAAACUCUCGAACAAGUUUAAUAGUGUAAUUCCUGUGAGAUCUGGCCACGAAGACCUGGAACUUUUGGAUCUUUCAGCACCAUUUCUUAUACAAGGAGCAAUACAUCACUAUGGAUGUAAGCAGUGUUCUAGUUUGAGAUCCAUACAAAAUCUAAAUUCGUUGGUCGAUAAAACAUCGUGGAUUCCUUCUUCUGUGGCAGAAGUACUGGGUAUUGUACCCCUCCAAUAUGUGUUUGUUAUGACGUUUACACUUGAUGAUGGAACAGGAGUACUAGAAGCCUAUCUCAUGGAUUCUGACAAGUUCUUCCAGAUCCCAGCAUCAGAAGUUCUAAUGGAUGAUGACCUUCAGAAAAGUAUGGAUAUGAUCAUGGAUAUGUUUUGUCCUCCAGGAAUAAAAAUUGAUGCAUAUCCGUGGUUGGAAUGCUUCAUCAAGUCAUACAAUGUCACAAAUGGAACGGACAAUCAAAUUUGCUAUCAGAUUUUUGACACCACAGUUGCAGAAGAUGUAAUCUAAUAUUGCCAUCCAAUUUAGCAUACAUAAAAUGUUGCCACUCACCAUCCCGGUUUGAGCUUCUUUUCCUGCCCUGAGUUUUGUAUCAGCAAUGUUGAUGAUUUUAGCAUGGGUAUGGGAUUAGAAAAUGUCCUUUCUUUAAAUCUCUUGGCUUUUACUGGGUGCAAGGUAAAUAAUGGCUGUAGAUUUUAUUUUGCUUUCUGUUUUGCUUUUGCACAAACAGACCUGCUUUUAACAAGUACUGCUGAGAUAAGUGUUUGUCUGAUCAAGCUAAAGUGUACUUUAAGUAGAAAUGGCAAAGUUGCUUUGUUAGGGUGCUGAUACUGAUGAUUUUAUGAUAAAUUCAGUUCUUUAAACAUGUAAUACAUGAUUUGAUUGCUUGUUUCUCUCCAGGAUAGUAGAGAUUUCUCUAUUUCACCUCAACCUAAUAAAGUGGUCAGAUUUAUAAUGUUAAUGACUUAAUAUGAUCCUUUUCUAAUAGUCUCCUGUAAAAUAUGCCAGUAUUACAGCUUACAACUGAUUGAAUGAGAUGUUAACUUAGUAAAAUAAUUUGAUUUUUACCUGACAGUGUUUGUCAAAGUUAAAAUCAUGAAUAUUCAAUUUUAUACAAACAUUUAAUACGUGUAUAGAUUUGUAUUUGUUAUUUGCCAAAGACAGAAAUAAAUUACCUGAUUUAAUAUUAGUGAAGAAUAAAUAAGUGCACACA
This is a messenger RNA of Macaca mulatta (Rhesus monkey), 3219 nucleotides long. It is a transcript of the gene POT1, whose product is annotated as protection of telomeres 1. Gene Ontology annotation, biological process: telomere capping; regulation of telomere maintenance via telomerase. NCBI's taxonomy places the organism in Eukaryota, Metazoa, Chordata, Mammalia, Primates, Cercopithecidae. Gene Ontology annotation, molecular function: telomerase inhibitor activity; G-rich strand telomeric DNA binding. The record is from RefSeq and is a predicted model, not a curated record. Gene Ontology annotation, cellular component: nuclear telomere cap complex; chromosome, telomeric region.